GCCGGGGGCUGCGGGCUCCGGCUCCCAGCAGCGGCCCUGGGGCAGCUCGGCGUGUCCCAGCAGGUGCUGCCACGGCAGAGGAUGGAACUGGAGUGAAGCUGCUCCUGUGCUGAGCCCCGAGCCCAGCCUCUCCUCCUGCUGAGAGUUUCCUAGAGAGCAGAGGGAGCGGAGGAUGCGGACGGGGCGAUGAGCGGUCCCAGGGAGGAUGGCCGCUGUCGCAGGGCCAUCAGCAUCCUCACCGAGCUGUGCCAGAAGAAAAGCCUGCCCAGCUUGGACCUGGACACCUGCAGGGAGUUUCUCCUGCUGCCUUCUGACCAGAGCCUGAUUAUCUCCGAGCCAGAGCUCUCCGUCAGCCUCCUUGCAGUGAUAGUCAUUGUGUGUGGCCUGGCCCUGGUGGCAGUGUUUGUGUUUCUCUUUUGGAAGCUGUGCUGGGUUCCCUGGAGGAACAAGGCCCUUUCCUCCCACCUGGCCGUGCUGAGGAGCGAGGCAGGCCACAAGGACAGCAUGGCAGACAAGCUCAAGGACACGGGGGCCAUCAGCUUCCUGGAGGCAGCCGUGAAGAUCAGCCACACCUCCCCGGACAUCCCUGCGGAGGUCCAGAUGUCCAUGAAGGAUCACAUCAUGAGGCGCACGCGGAUCCAGAGGCAAACCACAGAGCCAGCCUCUUCCACUAGGCACAUCUCCUUCAAGAGGCACCUGCCCCGGCAGAUGCACGUGUCCAGCAUGGACUACGGGCUGGAGGUGCCGGCCGUGGCCGAGCAGCCCACCAGCAUCGGCCGCAUCAAGCCCGAGCUCUACAAACAAAAGACCGUGGACACCGAGGACCCCAAGAAAGAGGCCGAGAAAACCUGUGGGAAAAUCAACUUCACUCUCAAGUACGACUACGAGAACGAGACGCUGACUGUCCGAAUUCUCAGGGCUUUUGACUUGCCAGCCAAAGACUUCUGUGGCAGCUCGGAUCCCUACGUGAAGAUCUACCUCCUGCCCGACCGCAAGCGCAAGUUCCAGACGCGCGUGCACAGGAAGACUCUGAACCCCACCUUCGACGAGUCCUUCCACUUCCCCGUGCCCCACGAGGAGCUGGCGAGCAGGAAGCUCCACCUGAGCGUCUUUGACUUUGACAGGUUCUCCAGGCACGACAUGAUUGGGGAAGUUAUCUUGGAGAACCUGUUGGAGGACUCGGACCUCUCGCGGGAGACUUCCAUCUGGAGGGACAUUCAGUACGCCACGACGGAAAGCGUGGACCUGGGCGAGAUCAUGUUUUCCCUUUGUUAUUUGCCAACUGCAGGUCGCCUCACCUUAACAGUCAUUAAAUGCAGGAAUCUCAAAGCUAUGGACAUCACUGGUUACUCAGAUCCAUAUGUCAAAGUGUCUUUGCUCUGUGACGGGCGAAGACUGAAAAAGAAGAAAACCACCAUAAAGAAAAACACACUUAAUCCCACCUACAAUGAAGCAAUAAUCUUUGACAUUCCCCCCGAGAACAUGGAUCAAGUCAGCCUCCUUAUCUCUGUCAUGGAUUAUGAUCGGGUGGGCCACAACGAGAUCAUCGGGGUUUGCCGUGUGGGGGUCAACGCCGAGGGGCUGGGCAGAGACCACUGGAACGAGAUGCUGGCCUACCCCCGCAAGCCCAUCGCCCACUGGCACCCGCUGGUGGAGGUGAAGAAAUCCUUCAAAGAGUGGCACGGCCGGGCAGCGAGCUUCGACAGCCAGGGCUCCUGCCCCUCCCCCAAACCACCCCCCACACCAUGAUCUGGAGCAGGGACAGCAAAAUGGGACUAAACCAAGUAAUUUUUGCACUUGGCCUUCAGUCUCAGUGGUUGCUGAGGGGCGGUGGCAGCAGCGGGACUUUCCGGGCUAGUUGUUCCUGCGUAAGUCAAGGUAGAAACCCGUUUUGUGGUCAAAUAUGUUUUUGUCUAAUAUGUCUCCCAAGGUGAUGUUAUUUUUGUGGCUUUUGCUGUACGGGUCUGUUUCCAGAGGGAGAAGGUGGACUGAGACAUGUGCUGGGAGUUUGGUCUGUAAAAUAAUGUGUAAAAUAGUUUUUAGUGUGUGAAGGCUGGCAAGGGGCCAGGAGGUGUCUGCAGAGGGCAGAGGGGGCCAGGACAGGGGACAGGGCACGGUGGCCACUGGAAAGACGUGGCAGAAAAUGGGAGAGACUCUUCCAAGCCACCAGCAGCUCCAUCCUCGUGGUCAGCCCCAGCCCUGCAGAGUGUCCCUGGGUUUCCUGUUCAUGUAGAGGUGUCCAUGAGCUCUUAGAAGUUUGUGCAGUGUGUAGCCCAUAAUUCCUUUUGUCAUAUAUAACAAAAAUGCUGUUGAUUCCUCAGGAGGGGAACCCUGGGGUUUUUUCCCCUGUAUCUGAAAUCUCCCCAGAGCUAUUUGCAUGAACAGUUUCUUCAGCCCCCUUUGUAGCUGCUGCUCAUCCCCCAGGACAUCCCCACGCUAUCUGGAGUGGAGGGAAUGGCGUGGCCACAGGUUGGAUUCAGGAAAAAAAGGGGGAAGAUGUUACAGAAAUGGGUGACAGCCCUGCAUGAUCACUGGGUCUCUGUUCCUUAUCUCAUCCAAGUAAUGAAGGGCGACCCAAGGGGCAAAGGGAAAUACAGAA
Messenger RNA from Serinus canaria (Common canary), 2599 nucleotides. RefSeq names its product synaptotagmin 6 (gene SYT6). Gene Ontology annotation, biological process: calcium-ion regulated exocytosis; cellular response to calcium ion; regulation of calcium ion-dependent exocytosis. The transcript is spliced from 7 exons. NCBI's taxonomy places the organism in Eukaryota, Metazoa, Chordata, Aves, Passeriformes, Fringillidae. Gene Ontology annotation, cellular component: membrane. Gene Ontology annotation, molecular function: calcium-dependent phospholipid binding; clathrin binding; calcium ion binding. Bases 187 to 1749 code for a protein of 520 amino acids. The record is from RefSeq and is a predicted model, not a curated record.